AUGAUGAAUAUUAAUGAUCUUUUCGAUACUGUCUUCAGUGUCAACGGUAAUCAAAAUGGUGCAACAUCAACUAAUGCUUUAACUAUGGCAACAUCGUCAUCAUCAGAAAAUCCACCAGUACCAUCUCCUAAUUCAUUCAAUAUAAGUUACAAUGAUUACGAUGAACUUGAACAUCGUCCGAUAACACGUGAAAUUAUGUCUAAUUAUUUAUCAACACGUCGUCAUCGAACUGUAACAAUAUUUCAUGCGAAAGUUGCACAAAAAUCUUAUGGAAAUGAAAAACGAUUUUUUUGUCCACCACCUUGUGUUUAUCUAUCUGGUGAUGGUUGGACUAAUAAAUCUUGCUGUUCAUCGUCAUCAACCAAUGAACAAGAAAAUUUUUGUGCAACAAUUGGUAUUGGUGAACCAUUAUUUUCAAAUGAAAAUGAUAAUUGUUUAUCGAAUGAAAUGCAAAAUUUAACAUUUGAAACUGGAAAAAGAAAAUAUGGUUCAGCUAAAACAUUAUUUAUAUCUGAUUCUGAUAAACGGAAAUAUAUUAAUUUGAAUAUAAAACUUUUUUCGACAAAUAAUUAUCAUCCAAAUUCAUAUAUUGGAUUAUUUGAAAGUCGAAAAAUAAAAGUUAUAUCCAAACCAUCCAAGAAAAAACAAUCCGUUAAAAAUGCUGAAUCAGUAUGUAUUCAAUCAGGAACAAAAAUUGCUUUAUUUAAUCGUCUUAGAAGUCAAAAUGUUAGUACAAGAUUUUUACAUGUUGAUGAAACUAAUCAAUUCCAUGCAAGUGCUCAUGAAUGGGGAUCGUUUUAUAUACAUUUAGUUGAUAAUGAUGAAUCAUCAAUUGAAUCGAAUGAAUUUUCUGUAAAAGAAGGUUUUAUUCAAUAUGGUUCAACAGUUAAACUUGUUUGUUCAGUAACAAAUCAAUCAUUACCUUAUUUGAUUAUUCGAAAAGUUGAUAAAAAUUUUGUAUUAAUCGAAUCAGAUGAACCAGUUUCUCAAUUACAUAAAUGUGCAUUUGAAUUUAAGAAUAAUCCUACAAAUUUUAUUUAUUUAUCAUUAGUUAAUGAACGUAUUGUUGGCAUUGCGGGUAAACCAUGUGUGAAUGAACGUUUUCGUAUUAAUAUUAAUGAUUCAGCAUGUUGGACAAUAAUAUCAACAGAUAAAGCAGAAUAUACAUGGUUCGAAGGUAGAGGCCCUGUAACACAUCCAAUAGCUCCAGUUCCAGUUGCAAAACAUAUUGUUGUUGAUGGUGGUGGUUCAGCAGCAACAAUUGAAUUAGCUGGAGAGAAUUUUAUGCCAGGUUUAUCAGUAUGGUUUGGUGAAAUUGAAUCACCUUGUACAGAAUAUCGAUCAACACAAACUAUUAUUGCUGAAGUUCCACAAUUUUCAUCCAUUAUGCCGAAUAUGCCAUGGAUUCAACGAGCUAUAUCAACACCAAUAUCACUUGUACGUCGUGAUGGUAUUAUUUAUUUAACACCAUUAGUUUUUACAUAUACACCUGAACCAGCAGGUAUUCAAAAGCCAUUGACACCAGAUAAUAUUAUUUCAACAACAGCUAAAAACUUUUGUGAAUGA
This is a messenger RNA of Adineta steineri, 1566 nucleotides long. Lineage: Eukaryota; Metazoa; Rotifera; Eurotatoria; Adinetida; Adinetidae. The record is from the annotation of a GenBank genome assembly.